GACAAGUUCGGGGGUGCCAAUUGACCCUUUGUCCUUCAAACUCGAUUUUUAAAAAUUAAAAACCGUGACCGUUGAAUUGCAAUAUGCCUAAUCCAACGGCAGUAAAUGGUUAACAAUUGUGAUGUAACCCAAUCCUUAAAGAUUCCCGCUUCUUUCAAUUUUGGUUUCGCCAUUUUGAAAUCAUUACACUGAAAAAGAGAAAGCUCUCCCCUUUUCCCUAUUAUUCAAUUCUUCCUUCUCCCUAUCCCCUUAAUGGCUCCGCAUUUUGUAUUCCCGCAGAACUUCCGAUCUCUACAGGAGGAGCCAGCCGAUAACAACGACAACAAUAACCGUCUCUAUGUUCAGAACCUAACCGACGUCGUUUCUCUUCGUCCUUCUGAUCUCGAAGAGUUCGUCAAAGGUUUGUGCUUUGAUCUCUCUGAUAAAGAGCUAUUCUGCAUUGAAGAACAAGAAGUGUUUGAUCGAGUGUACUCAUUAGUAUUGGGUUUCUCUAGUCUCACUCCAUCUUGUAAACUCAAUUUUGUUGAAAGCCUUCGAUCAAAUCUCAGUGUACUUCUUCCAAAUGUUGAUUCACUCUCUCGGGUUUCCCAAUGCCAGGAUGGUGAUGAUGAUCACGAUCAUCUUCCACUGCUUGAUAGGGUCACAUCACAUAGAAAUGCUUUUAAAAUAUAUUCUUUUUUUCUUCUCAAUAUUGUCCUCUCUGAGGAGUCAAAUGCUACUGUUAAUGGCACCAACUCAAGGGUGAUAACAAGUACCAGGAAGAAAAAGCCAUUAAACUCAUGGAACUGGGAACCACAGAGGGGUCGGAUACUUAAUUUGAUUGCUAAUUCCUUAGAGGUCAACCUUGCCUUGCUCUUUGGAUCAUCAAAUCCUGAUGAAAAUUAUCUUUCUUUCAUUGCAAAAAAUGCUUUCUCUAUGUGUGAGAAUCCAGUACUUCUUAAAGACUCUGACGCUAAAGAUGCUCUUUGUCGUAUAAUUGGGGCUUGUGCUACAAAAUAUCACUACACAGCACAAUCAUGUGCUUCAAUCAUGCACAUAAUUCACAAAUAUGAUUUUGUUGUUACCCACAUGGCUGAUGCAGUUGCUGGAGCUGAGAAAAAAUAUGCUGAUGGAACUCUUGCUAGUUCUCUUAUCAGAGAGAUCGGGAGGACUAACCCAAAAGCUUAUGUUAAGGAUACCGUUGGAGCUGAAAAUGUUGGUCGUUUUCUUGUAGAACUUGCUGAUCGGAUGCCAAAGUUAAUUUCGACCCACAUUGCUUUGUUGGUCCCACACUUUGGUGGGGAAUCAUAUAAGAUAAGAAAUGCUUUAGUUGGUGUUUUGGGCAAGUUGGUUGCCAAGGCAUUUAAGGAUGUUGAGGGUGAAGUAAGUUCUCAAUCUGUUCGUCUUCGAACAAAGCAAGCUAUGUUGGAAAUCUUGCUUGAACGAUGUCGAGAUGUUUCUGCUUAUACUAGGAGUCGAGUUCUUCAGGUUUGGGCUGAACUAUGUGAAGAGCAUUCUGUUUCAAUGGGUUUGUGGAAUGAGGUUGCAGCAGUUGCUGCUGGGAGAUUGGAGGACAAAACUGCAAUGGUUAGAAAAGCUGCAUUAAAUUUACUUAUCAUGAUGUUGCAGCAUAAUCCUUUUGGUCCACAACUUCGAAUAGCUUCAUUUGAAGCUACAUUAGAACAAUACAAGAAGAAACUGAACGAGCUUGAACCAGAUGAAAGUGCACAGAAUGCCAGGGAUGGUUUGAAAUCUGAUAAUGAUGCCUCUGAUGGAGGGGAUGAGGUUGAUAAUGUAAAUGCUGAAGAGGUGGCUGAGAAGCAGCAAGAGAGUUUAACUGACAGUUGUUUGCCUCAUAUGGAAGAUGGUAUCACUCAGAAGGAUAGUUCAGUGCCAGAUGUUGGGAACUUGGAGCAAACUCGGGCUCUGGUUGCAUCUCUUGAGGCUGGCUUGAGGUUUUCUAAGUGCAUCUCUGCCACAAUGCCUACACUUGUCCAAUUAAUGGCUUCUUCUUCUGCCACAGAUGUUGAGAACACAAUUCUCUUGCUGAUGAGAUGCAGACAGUUCCAAAUUGAUGGCGCAGAAGAGUGCCUCCGGAAGAUGUUGCCUCUGGUGUUCUCUCAGGAUAAAUCUAUCUAUGAAGCUGUGGAGAAUGCCUUUAUUGCUAUUUACGUUAGGAAACUCCCAGUAGAAACUGCUAAAAAUAUUUUGAGUCUUGCUAUAGAUUCAAAUAUUGGGGAUCUUGCAGCUCUGGAAUUCAUUAUCAAUGCCUUGGUCUCUAAAGGUGAAAUAUCUACAAGCACGAUAUCAGCAUUAUGGGAUUUCUUUUGCUUCAAUGUCAGUGGAACCACAGCAGAACAAAGUCGUGGUGCUUUAUCUGUCCUUUGCAUGGCUGCAAAAUCAUCCACUGGAGUUCUUGGCUCUCACUUGCAAGAUAUUAUUGAUAUUGGAUUUGGUCGUUGGGCUAAAGUGGAACCUUUGCUUGCCAGAUUGGCAUGUGUUGCCAUUCAGAGAUUGUCUGCAGACGAUAGAAAGAAGUUGUUGGUUAGUAAUGGUAGCCGCAUAUUUGGUAUCCUAGAGAGCUUAAUAACUGGCUUUUGGCUCCCAGAGAACAUAUGGUAUGCUGCUGCUGAUAAAGCAAUAAGUACCAUAUAUACAAUUCAUCCAACUCCAGAAACAUUAGCUGCUGAUAUUGUUAAGAAAUCGCUUAGUUCUAUUUUUGACUGUAGUGGAGGAAAUGACUUGCAGAAUAACGUUGAGAGUGGUAGCACCGCUGUUGUCACAGCAGUUCAAGUAUCAAAACUUAGUAGAUAUUUAUUCAUCAUAAGUCAUGUUGCCAUGAACCAGUUGCUAUACAUAGAAUCCUGUGUUCGGAAAAUUCAGAAGCAGAAGAUAAAGGAGAAAAUGGUUACUGAUGGUGGGAAUGUUCAUAAUACUGUCCCGAAACCAGCUGAUUCACCAAAUGAAAACAAUAUAAAUGCCGAGCUAGGUGUUGCUGCCUCAGAAGAUGCGAUCCUUGAUGCACUCUCUGAAAGAGCUGAGCAAGAGAUCAUUUCUAGUGGUUCCAAUGAGAAGAAUUUGAUUGGCCUUUGUGUACCUUUCCUCUCCAAGCUAUGUAGAAAUAUUAGUUUGAUGCAGCGGUAUCCAAUACUCCAGGCAUCUGCAAUGCUCGCUCUUUGUAGAUUUAUGAUUAUUGAUGCACAUUUUUGUGAUGCAAAUCUCCAACUUCUUUUCACUGUUGUGGAAAGUGCACCAUCUGAAACUGUUCGUACCAAUUGCACAAUUGCACUGGGAGAUUUGGCAGUUCGCUUUCCUAAUCUGUUAGAACCGUGGACUGAGAAUAUGUAUGCCAGGUUACGAGAUCCUUCAGUGUCUGUUAGAAAAAAUGCUGUGCUGGUUCUUUCACAUCUCAUCUUAAAUGACAUGAUGAAGGUGAAAGGUUAUUUAAAUGAGAUGGCUCUGUGUUUAGAAGAUGAAGAUGAGAGAAUAUCGAAUCUGGCUAAACUGUUCUUCCAUGAGUUGUCUAAGAAAGGAAGCAAUCCAGUGUAUAAUUUACUCCCGGAUAUACUUAGCAAAUUAUCUGUCCAGAACCUAAACAGGGAGUCUUUCUGCAACAUCAUGCAGUUCUUAAUUGGGUCCAUAAAAAAGGACAAACAAAUGGAGGCUCUUGUUGAAAAGCUCUGCAAUCGGUUUAGUGGAGUCACUGAUGUUAAGCAGUGGGAAUAUAUCUCUUACUGCCUCUCGCAACUGGCAUUUACUGAAAAGGGAAUAAGAAAACUCAUUGAAUCAUUCAAGAGCUAUGAACAUGCUUUGUUGGAGGAUUCUGUUGCAGACCAUUUCAAAAGCAUAAUUAACAAGGCUAAAAAGUUUGCAAAACCAGAACUUAAAUUGUGUAUUGAGGAGUUUGAGGAGAAGCUUCAGAAAUUCCAUAUGGAAAAGAAGGAGCAGGAAGUGACGGCAAGAAAUGCCCAAAUUCAUCGGCAGAAGGUUGAAAAUGUAGAGCGUGUUGUGAUGGCUAGAAAUGAGGGUGAAGAAUGUGAAGGGUCCAAUAUUAAUGAAGAUGGCGAAGUCAUUGAUCCAUCCAUGGAGGGAAUAUCUCAAUCAAAGAAUGUAGUACCAGAUAUAAAAUUAGAUGAUUCAGAUGGAAACUCGGGUAUUUCCAGUGAGCUGACAGAGACAGAGCUAGGUGAAACUGAAGAAGUGCAGUCACCAAGAGUUACUAGAAAAGGUACAGGGACCUCCAGAUCUAGAGCUAAGAAAAGCAACACAAUUGAUCACAAGAGUGGUGUUUCUGCAUCCACUAGAAGAUAUACAAGAUCAAAACAAAGGUGAUUGUGCAGGUAAGAAGAGUUGGAAAGCUUCCAGAUCAUCCCUAGUUUUGCUUGGAAGAAAAAAUAUUAAGUUUUUUUCUUGUUACUGUAUUGUUGCAGAAGGUAAUUGUAACAUUUGAUGUAAUAUAUUACUUGCAUUAGUAGAAAAUAGGAAGAAAGGAAAAAAGAAAAAAGGGGAAUGCAGUCUGUAUGUAGAGCUAAGUGAAAUGGAACUAUUCCACUGUUUCUAUCUUUCCUGAAAUUAUGGCCAACCCUUUGAAUGCAUUUGCUUUAUGCAUACUUGUUCUAA
This is a messenger RNA of Ricinus communis (castor bean), 4599 nucleotides long. Its product is annotated as condensin-1 complex subunit CAP-D2. NCBI's taxonomy places the organism in Eukaryota, Viridiplantae, Streptophyta, Magnoliopsida, Malpighiales, Euphorbiaceae. Gene Ontology annotation, molecular function: histone binding. Gene Ontology annotation, biological process: mitotic cell cycle; meiotic chromosome condensation; mitotic chromosome condensation. The coding region runs from base 253 to 4311 and encodes 1352 amino acids. Gene Ontology annotation, cellular component: condensed chromosome, centromeric region; nucleus. The transcript is spliced from 17 exons. The record is from RefSeq and is a predicted model, not a curated record.